GUCAUGGAACCCAGUUACAGGGCUUUGGUAAUUCAGCCCUGUAACUGGGAGUCAUAACAUAAACAAUCCCAGGAGCACCUGGCAGAAGAAGAUAGAAUAUGCCUGGGAACUUGGGGCCGAAAGUAUAAACAAUUAUAAUUGGUUUAGUGUGUGAAAAUGGUAGUAAUGUGAUAUUGGGGGUGGGACUUGAUGAUGAUAUUUACGUGUGGUGUUACGUAGCAUCAAAAGUUAUAAAAAUAGUUGUAUGUAAACAUUGGGUCAUUCCUGACUUUUCCAAAGUCAUGUGUUCUUCAAUAAAGAUUGGAUUUGAGAGCAGCCAUCUCUGAUCUGCGUUCAGACUGAUCCUUUGAAGUGAGCAGGACAAUUAAGUCAGGAAUUCCAGUUCUCACCCUCCUGCAAAUUUGCAGUGAAGUGAUAAUGAGCAGGGAAGGAGAUCAAAGCCAUGACGGAGCAAAGGGGCCUCCGCUGGGAGCUCUGCCGUUGGCAGAAGAGACAUUGCAAGCCAUAGCUUCCUCUACGGGGUACCCCAAGCCGGACGGCGUGACCCAGAGGAUUCCCAGAGGGGGAAGAGGCGUUCCGGCGGCGGCAGAAACCAGUUGGGGAUCUGGAGGAAGCAUGCCGGAGACCGUGGCCCUGCGGUUAUCCAUCCUGGAAACUCAUUUAUCCAGGCUGUCGGAUACCGUGGGGAGAAUAGUGCCAAUAUUGGAAGAGAAUCUCCAAAAAGAGCACAUCCGAUAUGGCGCCGAGAGAGAGCCAAGCAAAGGAGGCGAUUGGAGCCAGAGGGGACAGCGAGCUUCAACGCAGAGUCCCGCGGCGGCAAGGGACGAGGGAGACGAGGAAUAUUGGCAGGAGCUGGAGUUCAGAGACAGAAUGGCACGCGAAGUGGAGCGCCAGCGAGCUCUGGGAACUCUGAGGCCGCCAUCUCCAACAGAGCUCCCAACCCCCCGGAUGGGCGUCGGGGUGGAAAGACCACUGGGGCCAGGGAUCGGGUCCAGUGGAUUAGCAGACGAAGGCGGAGAGGAGCAGGAGAUCCAGGAAGAGGAGGAGGAUGUGCAGUACGACGGGGAAAGGCGAGAUGCGGGGGCUACAGCGAGGCCAGUAUGCGGAUGGGGGGAAGGGCCGACAGCGGCGGCAGGAUUUCGGGAGCCGCGCAGAAUGACCACCGGAGUGGGGCGCGGCGUGAUCCAAGGAAACCCGAUGCAACCCUUCCCCAUGCCUCCCAGACAGCAUCAACGGGCCGCUGAAUGGAUGCCAAGAAGGGAAGAUCUCAAGCUAGAAUACGGAGGGGAAUCAGCCGAACUGAACUUUUUUCUAAUUAGCAUCAGGGGAUACAUGGAAGACAAUGCACACACAUUCCCCUCCGAAGCAAGCAGGGUUCGGGCCAUCGGCAACACACUAAAGAGAGGAGCGGCCAGCUGGUAUGUGCAACUACAUGCCAGACAGGACCCAUGCCUGAGGUCAGUGCCCCGCUUCCUCGCCGCACUGGAAAACCGGUUCAGAGACCGGCUAGAGCAAUUGAGAGCUCGAGACCAGCUUAGAGGAAUAAAGCAGAGGGACAAAACGGUGCCCGAGUACGCAGAGGAAUUCCUCCACCUCGCGGAAAGGGUACCAGAGUGGUCUGAAGUGACCAAAGUGGAAUUAUUUAAAGAGGGACUACGCCCCGAGAUUUUCAGCUGGGCAGCGCACAGAGAUGACCCCGAAACGCUCCAGGGAUGGAUUCAACUAGCGGGGCGCGUUGAAUCCACCCUGGCCCAAGUAAAGCGCUUCAGGAGCAGCGGCGGCCAGCAAAGACCGGUGGCGAGAGGUCGAGGAGAAACGAGGAAGCAGGAAAGACCCGGAGGGAGGCCGGGGAUUCCCUCCAGAGGAGACGACAACAAACCUAAACCGGGAUGCUUUGUAUGUGGGAAGACGGGCCAUCGAGCAGCAGAAUGCUGGGCACGGAAGGGGGAGCCGCCAAAACCCUCAAAGCCCAAGCCAGCAACCGGGAGGCGUGCGGAGGAGGAGGUGCGAGCCCCAGAAUCUUCAGAAAAAUUGGCUUGUGAUGAAAGAAGAACCGAAGAGGAGGACGAAGAAAAGGAGGGCACCAUGUCAUGGAACCCAGUUACAGGGCUUUGGUAAUUCAGCCCUGUAACUGGGAGUCAUAACAUAAACAAUCCCAGGAGCACCUGGCAGAAGAAGAUAGAAUAUGCCUGGGAACUUGGGGCCGAAAGUAUAAACAAUUAUAAUUGGUUUAGUGUGUGAAAAUGGUAGUAAUGUGAUAUUGGGGGUGGGACUUGAUGAUGAUAUUUACGUGUGGUGUUACGUAGCAUCAAAAGUUAUAAAAAUAGUUGUAUGUAAACAUUGGGUCAUUCCUGACUUUUCCAAAGUCAUGUGUUCUUCAAUAAAGAUUGGAUUUGAGAGCAGCCAUC
Messenger RNA from Anolis carolinensis (green anole), 2408 nucleotides. RefSeq lists its product as uncharacterized. NCBI's taxonomy places the organism in Eukaryota, Metazoa, Chordata, Lepidosauria, Squamata, Anolidae. The transcript is spliced from 2 exons. The record is from RefSeq and is a predicted model, not a curated record. Gene Ontology annotation, molecular function: zinc ion binding; nucleic acid binding. The coding region runs from base 418 to 2118 and encodes 566 amino acids.